Messenger RNA from Lactuca sativa (garden lettuce), 489 nucleotides. Lineage: Eukaryota; Viridiplantae; Streptophyta; Magnoliopsida; Asterales; Asteraceae. The record is from RefSeq and is a predicted model, not a curated record.
AUGGAUGAGCAAUAUAAUGGUAAUGAUCGAAAAGUGGAUAUUCUCUUACACAAAAGAUUCAUGCAUACAGUGAAAGGCUUUUUAGAGCCACAAAGUACAAAGGAAAGUAAUAAAGGUGGAACAAUUACGGUUGGAAUAACUGGAGAGGGUACCCCAAAUGGAAUCACAAGCAACAUGUUUGAACUUAUUAGAAAGGAGGAGACUGCAUUUGUAGAUUUUGGUGUAGUAGUCCAUUCAGGGUCUCUUGUGGGUGGUAAUGUUCAUAUAGGAUCAGGAGCUAUAAUUGGGCCCAAUGUCACAAUUGGUCAAUCCACAAAAAUUGGGUAUAAUGUUGCAAUUGCUAAUUACACGAUUGGUGAUUCAUGUGUCAUCCAUCAUGGAGUCUACAUUGCUCAAUUUUUUAUUUUUCUAAAUAUUCAAACUUUGAAAGCUCUCAGAGGGAAUACUGUUGAGAUUGGUGCAAAUUCAUGCAUUGAUAGAGGCAGUUGA